Molecule: messenger RNA, 1401 nt
Organism: Silurus meridionalis
Lineage: Eukaryota; Metazoa; Chordata; Actinopteri; Siluriformes; Siluridae
Exons: 5
Coding region: 154-1401 (415 amino acids)
Source: RefSeq, a predicted model, not a curated record
GAGCGUCCUGAGUUGCGUGGGUAGGGGAAAAAAAAGAUGGCGGACCUUUGGAGCGGCGCUCCGGCGUGAAGAUGUCAACCAUCAUCCCGGAUCUGAUCGCGUUAUUGUGCAAUAAUUCAUCAGAAUAAUUUACGGUCGAGCCGGUCACAGGAUAUGGUGGUGGGCAUGCUGACGUCUCCUGACACGCAAACCUCUUCUCCGAGUGUGGAGGAAGACGGAGGGAGUUCCCUCACCGCCCUUCGUCCCGCUCACCACGCCGUCCAUCACACCCACCAUCACCCCGACCGUCACGCCGUCCAUCACACCGCAGCUGCUUUUCACCGCUCCGACGUUCCGGGAAGUUCGAUGAUGGCCAGGAUGGACCACAGCGAUCGCUCCGAGUUUUCAGAACAGCAGCGAGCGACUUCGGCAGAAAGAAGCGGCACGGAGAGCCGUGAAGACGGAGACGAGAGACGACGCGGACCGUCCGAAGACCAAACCACAAGGUCCAGCAAACGCAAGUUGGUGUUAACAUCGUUAACUUCGGGGUCACAUGACGCGUCCAAAGCGCAGGAUUACGAGGACAAAGAUCCCGAAAGCCCUCCACCAGCGAAGAGAUGGGUAAUCGGCCCCAUCUUCCAGUCCUUCAAAUCCAAGAUGGCGAGCUUCGCUGAGAUCGUCAUGAGCCCCGUGCGGCUUUUCAAACCCAGCGAGUUUCCGGCCGAGUCGAACCCCGAAGCGCAUGAGGACCGAGAGGAGGUCGAGACAGACGGCAAAAAAGACGUGUUUUUAGAAAAGAAGAAAAAACUCACCCCAUUGAGAAAGUUGGAAGUCGUCCAGAGAUUGAGAUUUGACACGGAUUUGAGCAACGCGAGCGAUUCGGAGCAGAACAAAGUGGUGGGCUCACAGAACCGAUCAGAACGCCGAGGAGACUCGAUCUCUGAGGACGCCGCGUCUUUUGGGUCGUUAAAUUCUCCGAGUGAGACCAGCGAAAAUGUCAGUUCUGAUAAAUCGGGGCAGAAGUUAAUCGUUUUGUGCGAACAAAUGACUACGGACGAGUUAAAAAAGCACACGCUUGAGAAGAAAAAAUACCACGCUCAGGGUCAGACUUUGAAAAAAUCGAGGCUUCCUACUCCUGCAGUCGGAAAGACGACUGGACUGAAGAGACGUGAACUGGUAGUGAUGGUCAAAAGAGCAGGAACGGAAGGCACAAUUGGAACCGGGGGUGCGGCAGAAUCUCCAAAGCUCACGAUGUUGGAGAACCCGCGCUGGUCCAGACGGGAAAACGAAGAAGGGUUCAGGUUUUCGGCGAGUCUUUUAGUAGCACGUGCAAUACUGGAGAUGUUCAAAGCUCUUGUAAUUCCUCAGAAAGAGAGCAAAAAGGUCCGCCCAGAAGUAGAAGAAAAAAGGAGAAAGGUGUGA